GCAGCAGCAGCCGCCGCCGCAGGAGCGCCGGGGACUCUCGCCUGCCGCGGAGCCGGGGGCAGACGGCGAUGGGGACGGGACGGAUCCCCUGAGCUCCCGGGAACUUUCCCGGCCGCGGGCAGCUGGAGCCGGACAGGCGGAUGGAGGAUGCGCUUCCCCCGGCGGGCUGCGUGAGCCGGCGGCGGCGAAGGGGAGGAUGAAGAAGAAGCAGCAGCACGGCGGCGGGGAAUGCCCAGCGCCCUGGCCCCCCGCGGCAGCGGCGGCGGCGGGAGGGGGCCCGGGCCAGGGCGGGGGCUUCCUGAGGCGGCGGCCCCUCUCGCUGCUGCCCUUCCUCUCGCUGCGCGACUAUGUCUUCUGCAUGGCCACCCUGCUGCUCUUCUGCUUGGGCUCCCUCUUCUACCAGCUCAACGGGGGCCCCCCGCACUUUCUGCUGGCCCUGCGGCACUGUCUGGGAAAUUCCACUUAUCUGGAUGACCACGGACCACCACCUCAAAAGGUACUUCCUUUCCCCAGUCAAGUGGUCUACAACAGAGUUGGAAAGUGUGGAAGUCGAACUGUGGUUUUGCUUUUAAGAAUUUUAUCAGAGAAACAUGGAUUCAACCUGGUUACAUCUGACAUUCAUAACAAAACAAGACUGACCAAAAAUGAGCAGAUGGAAUUGAUUAAAAACAUAAGCACUGCUGAGCAGCCCUAUUUAUUCACUAGACAUGUUCAUUUCCUCAACUUUUCAAGUUGUGCCGAUGUGCUGCUGGAGAUGAGAAUAUUUGUGCAACUUCAUCAUGCAGGAUCCAGUCAUGAUCCCACUCAGAGAAGGUUUGGAGGAGACCAGCCCGUGUACAUCAAUAUUAUUAGAGAUCCUGUCAACCGAUUCCUAUCCAAUUAUUUUUUUCGACGUUUCGGAGACUGGCGAGGAGAACAGAAUCACAUGAUCCGUACCCCCAACAUGAGGCAGGAGGAAAGAUACCUGGACAUUAAUGUAUGUAUCCUUGAAAACUACCCUGAAUGUUCUAAUCCCAGGUUAUUUUACAUCAUACCAUAUUUCUGUGGACAGCAUCCAAGAUGCAGGGAGCCUGGUGAAUGGGCCCUUGAAAGAGCAAAGCUGAACGUUAAUGAAAAUUUUCUGCUUGUGGGCAUUCUGGAGGAGUUGGAGGAUGUGCUGCUUUUAUUAGAAAGAUUCUUACCUCAUUAUUUCAAGGAUGUGCUUAGCAUCUACAAAAAUCCAGAACAUAGGAAACUUGGCAAUCUGACUGUGACCGUGAAAAAGACCGUCCCCUCUCCAGAAGCAAUACAGAUCCUCUAUCAACGCAUGAGAUAUGAAUAUGAGUUUUAUUACUAUGUCAAAGAACAAUUCCACCUGCUAAAGCGCAAGUUUGGACUGAAGUCUCAUAUCAGGAAACCAAGUCCCAGACCUGAGUUCUUCAUUCCUUCUCCCCUGGAAACAGAAGAACCAAUAAAUGAUGAGGAAGAAGAUGAUGAAAAGUGGCUAGAGGAUAUCUAUAAAAGGUGAUGGAUGGAAGAGCUAUCCUUUCUCCUCUGGUGAUCCCUCCAGCUUUCUUAAGAUUUUUUUUUUAAUUAUUAUUAAAAGUAAUUCCUUAAGGAACUGAGUUAAUACGCAGCGGAUUUGAAAUGGAACAGAAGAGACCAUUCCCACAUGCUGGAGCCAUUGGGAGAUACCUGAUUUUGCAGGUUUGAUUCAUUAUACAGUGUUGGCUCUAUAGCAUCCUUGCUAUAGCAUAGAGAGAAGUACCGACCAUCUGUCACAAAAUAACUUUUGGAAUACACAGAAGUCCUUCAUGAACUGCAAAAUACAAAAGAAUAGAUUAGGCAUUCUUGAAAAGCAAAUCUUACCGAUUCUUGUCUCUCUCUUUGACCAGAAAAAAGUCUUCAUGGCAUAACACUGUGGCAUGAACUACCAGCAAAUUAACUACAAACAGUGAGCCGUUUGGGAGGAGUGCCUCUUUCUGUCCAAAGCACACUGAUAUCCCAGUGGUAUGGUCAGAGCCAUUGCUUUGUCUUCAGUCCAAAGAUACCAAGCUCAGAAGGAGGCUAAGUAACAGCUCUUUGAAUUACCUGUGCUGGAGGAGCAAGGCUGCUGUUCUGCCAAAUCAGUACUAGUGAGUGUAAGGCAAGCUACAGGAACCAGAUAUUUUUGGUAAAACCUUCAAGUUCACAGAGUGGGAAAAAUUACCAGGUCAGUGAAUGGCAACAAAUUUAAAAUGCUAGGCAGAGCUUUAUUUCAGCAGUUGAGCAUGUUUCUAUUAGACUCUAAAGGCAAAGGUGUAAUAUAUGGGGUUUAUGUUCAAGAAUGGUAUUUUAGAUUUUUAUUAUUCUUUUGGGUCACAAAUCCAAAGAGAGGUGGAAAAAGCUACCCAUUAAAAAGCUUAGGUGAUCUGGAGCUUCUAUUAAGUACGACCUGUAUUUCUGCAACUGCAGAAUUUAAUUGUUCACAUUUGAAUCUGAGCACAGCUUCCCCACCAGCACAAACACCAAACUCCUGCUUUUAGUGUGGCUAGAAGGAAAAUUAAAAAAUAUGAACAUACACAGCUUCUCUAGUUGAAAUAGUUCAGAAUCAUCAAACAAGUACAAGAAGAUGUGCUCUCUGAAACCAAAGCUGAUUCAGUGAUAGGUUAUUAAGAGAGUCACUGUGAAAGUUGCCCUUGUUAAUCACUACAAAUAUUAUCUGCCACUGCUAGAAAAGGGAUCGGUGGAAGCUGGUGAAAGAGAAGUAGCACCAUUAUGUGAGGUGCUGCUGUUGUUCAGGUGGGUGUCCCAGGAGUGGGAUUCCCUGUGAUGUGUUGGUGUGCUGGCUGCUGGCCAGCCUGCCAGCCCUGGAGGUGCAGUAGUGACAGACCCACAGGCAGCCCUGGGCAGAGCUCUUUGGCCUUCUGCUGCACAGCAGAAUAGGGGAGAGUCUGGGGUCUUGAUGAGGCCUUGGCCUCUUAUGCACCAUUAUUGCUAGAGAAAGCUGGACUAAUAGAGAAUAAGAGCAAUAAAUUCCUGUCCCCAGAGGACAGGAAAGAAGCAGGUACAAGAUGUUGCAGCUGCUUGCCAGGAUAAGGACAAUCCACCUCUGUCUAUCUUAUAUCCUUUCUCAAACAUGUACCAGAAAAAUUUUGGUUCCUAUUCCACAGCUGCCAUCUGCAAGGUCAUACUUCAGUUUGCUACAUCAAGCAAAAGUUAUUUUGUGAUGGAUGAAGCAUAUAAACUCGGGAUCAGCUCAGGUGGGCUUUCCAAGGGUUUCCUCUUCCAUGAGCCUGCUGAGAGCCAAUAGAAAUUAUGGUCGAUCUUCUUCACCCCUUAGUCGUUACCUAUACACAGAGAAUGAAAAUAAAGGAGAGUUAAGACAAGAUGCUAACUUACAGAAAAUACUAGGAAGAAGAUUCUGUUAUCAUUAUUAACAUCCGAGGUUGGUGGUAGCAAUGCACUACUGUGGAGGAGCACAUUAAAGAAAGCUGAAAAUGGCACAGAUAGUCACUAACAUAUUAGCUACAAUAUGAAUCUGCUGCAUUGUAUAUUUUAAGUGGUUUCUAUGAAAUUACAUUGAAAGAGUAAUGAUUAGUUUACACAUUGUGGAGUUGUUAUAUUUUGGAAAGAACUAGUAUUCUCAUGUUUCUGUAAUUCUGUUUGAAUCCUUUUUCUGCCAUAAUUUUAACAGAAUAUAGUCACUUAACACAUUCACCUUCCUGAGAGUUCACUGCCAUUUACAGUAAAGUCUGUUUCUAUCUGUUUGUUUAUUUAAUGGUAUCUUCAGCCAUCACUACUUAUAAUCUAAAUACAGAAGCUGCUUUGUGAUUUGCUCGCUAGGUUUUAAUACUGUUGUAUUUUUGUAACAAUCAACCUGGCCUCUCCUCCUCAAAUGGUAGUUCUUAAAUUUAUCUGGCACAUAGCAUCUAAUAUUCCUGGUCCUAUGGCCUAUUCCUCAGUCAUUAAAUAUAUAUUUGCUUAACUUUUAAAAGGUACGUUAUAAACUGGUAAAUCUUUGACUUAUUUAUUGAAACUUUUCAGCACAUUCCAAAUUCUAAGUUGCUCAGGAAGAAGCUGAUUUAAAUAAUUAUAUUUGGGUCUGAUGAGUAUUCUUUUUAAAAAAAAAUCACUAUUUGUAAGCCUUUAGUCCACAACAGCUUUGUAGAAAGUGCCAACUUGGAGAUCAUUGUGAGGGGAAAAAGGUGGCUGUUCAACACUUACAAAAAUAAGAAAAUAUAUGUCUACAUUAGUUUAUCUAUAAAUGAAGCAACAUAUGUUUUGGAAUUAAAUCUUCUCUAACUUAUUCACUUCUAUCUCCUGAAAUAUCAGUAAGCCAUAUGAUGCUUUAUUUUUCAAUCCAAUGUUGUUUAAAAAUAAAACUUGCACAUUUCUUCCUGGUGCCAUAGUCCUCUUGCUUACACUAGUUUUCCCUCCUGGAUGCAGUGGCUGUGGGUAAGGACAUUGGAGUUGCAUCCAACAGAGCAGGGUUGGACACGGCAUAGGGCAUCCUCUGAGCAGUAAGACUGGAGCUGGUUUCUCCUGGGUUAUUCCAUCUCCCAAGCUAUCUGGAGGUGUGAGCUGAGGUCUCAAUUGUUUUACUCACCUGAGAUGUGAGAUCAGUACACUGAAGUACAUUGUCCAGUGUUCCGUGGCUGCCAAGUAGAAGUUUUAUCCAGGAGAGGAACAACUUAGUCUCCAUAUACUGCAUUUUUACUAGAUACAGUGUUUGAUGGCCAGGCAUAAAAGCUUCAAUAGUCAGAGUGAUGUUGCAAUAUAGGUGAAGUAUCAGUGCUUUCACACUAAAGAGAGAAUCAACUGUUAUUGAAAUGCAGCAUUCUGGAAAAAAAAAUAAAUUUUAGUCUUAAGUUUCAAGUGACAAUGACAAAUUGUACCAUUUUUUGUUUGUAUUCAAUUUACUUCUUCUCCACAUGAAUUUUGUUGGUGAUGCAGAGCUAAGUCCAAGUAUCUCAAAUGUUUUCUACUUGUGUGUAACGAAGUAGCUUGGCAGAACUGAAAGUACAUGAAGCUGAUGGUGUAUUUAAAGCAUUCCAGUUUCUUUGCAAUUCUUUUAUCGCAGAUCUUUGAUGAAUCAUUUGAGUGUUAGUAUGUAGAAUGGUACAUUGUAACAUAAACACACGAGCAAAGCCACAAAUUUUAAAUAUUGGAGAACACAUCUGUGAAUUCAAGCCAUGGAAUUUUUCCUCCUUUCAGUAUGUGAUACAGUAAAAUUGAAUGUACAGGUACAUUUUUUGACUAGCAAAUGAAACCACACUGCAUGCUGGCUUUUAUCCUCAUCAAAUGAAAAAACAUUGUCUGCCAAAGAACGAAAUUCUGCAUUCUUUUAAAAAAUAAAGACCUGAUAAUAAAUUCUCAGUUCCCA
This is a messenger RNA of Lonchura striata (white-rumped munia), 5344 nucleotides long. It is a transcript of the gene UST, whose product is annotated as uronyl 2-sulfotransferase. Gene Ontology annotation, molecular function: sulfotransferase activity. Lineage: Eukaryota; Metazoa; Chordata; Aves; Passeriformes; Estrildidae. The record is from RefSeq and is a predicted model, not a curated record. Gene Ontology annotation, cellular component: membrane.